Messenger RNA from Drosophila innubila, 3108 nucleotides. It is a transcript of the gene grn, whose product is annotated as GATA-binding factor C. Lineage: Eukaryota; Metazoa; Arthropoda; Insecta; Diptera; Drosophilidae. Gene Ontology annotation, molecular function: zinc ion binding; DNA-binding transcription factor activity, RNA polymerase II-specific; RNA polymerase II cis-regulatory region sequence-specific DNA binding. Gene Ontology annotation, biological process: positive regulation of transcription by RNA polymerase II; negative regulation of transcription by RNA polymerase II; cell fate commitment. The record is from RefSeq and is a predicted model, not a curated record. Bases 563 to 2704 code for a protein of 713 amino acids. The transcript has 9 exons.
CUGCGGCCGUUGAAGUGUUUGCUCGUGCCUCGUUCGCCCGUUCGCUCGUUCGCUUCGUUUCGUUUCUCGUGUUCUCACUACGUAGUCGUUACGUCGCGUUUUUGCGUGCGUGUUUGCCACAGUAAUAACAGCUACAGCAACAGCAACAACAACAAUAACACAAUCGACAUCGACAAUUCCUCAUCACAUCAACAAUAAACAGCGGCAAUCGACAACAAGCCAAAGAACAAAAAUCGCGUCGGCAAAAGCGCGUAAAGCCCAAUAAAAGUUUAACGUUAUCCAGUGCAGAGGCUAAACAAAAUAAACAACAAGAAAACAUAAACAAAACAAAUGUGUGCAAAAUCUCAGCUAGUGUUGCAAAACGCGUGCAAAAACAUGUGCUGAAAAGCGUCGCGCGCUUAACAAAUCGCAGCUGAUCAACACUCUUCAUACAAGAAAGAGAGAAAGUUAGAAAGAAGAAGAAACAGGAAGGAAGAAAGGAGAAGAGAUCAGAGACAUAGUUUCUCUGUAGAAUUUUGCGCGCCCACGUACUACCCAAAAAACAUUCAAAAUUAUACUCGAAAUGGAUAUGACCUCAACAGCGGAGGCUGCCGCUCGCAGCUGGUACGACAGUCCGCGCUUAGGCGGCGGCGGUGGCGGCGGCGGAUCACCGCAGACAAACGGUCUGGGCAGUGCCGGCAGUAGCCUGGCCCACAGCCAUCACAGCCUGUCCAGCGGCGCCUCAUCGGCGGGCAGCAGCGUUGGUGCCGCCCUUGGUGGCGGUACUGGCGGCGCUGGCGCCGGCCUCGGUCUGGAUACCAGCGAUAUGAGCGCCUUCUAUGCGCUGGAAAGCAAUGGACAUCAUCGACGCUACUAUCCCAGCUAUCAUCAGCACACAUCCCGCAUGCCCUCCUCACAUGCCACGCCCCAAGUGUGCCGGCCGCACUUUCAUACGCCGCUCAGUCCUUGGCUGACCAGCGAGCACAAAUCGUUUGCACCCGCCAGUGCCUGGGGCAUGGGUCAAUUCGCUUGCCCCCAGGAGCCGCAGGUGGAGCAUAAGCUGGGCCAAGUGGGCCAAAGCCAUCAGACGACGUCGUCCGGCCAGCAUUCGUUUCCAUUCCCACCGACACCGCCAAAGGACUCCACACCCGACUCAGUACAAACCGGUCCAUCCGAGUACCAGGCCGUGAUGAACGCGUUUAUGCACCAACAGGCCACGGGCUCUACCUCAUUGACGGACGCCAGCUGUGCGCUGGACAUCAAGCCGUCCAUACAGAAUGGAGGCGCAUCCUCGGCGCAUGCCGGCAGCGCUGGACCAGCGCAAUCAUCAGCGCCCAAGCAGCGUGAAGGUAGUACUAACAACAACACCAACAACAAUACAAAUAGCUCAAAUAGCAGCAGCAGCAGCGGCGGCGCCGGCAGCAACCAAGCGCCGCAGCAGCAGCAACAACAACAGCAGCAGCAGCAGCAGAAUAGCAGCAGCAACAGCAAUAAUAACAAUAACAACAACAACAACAACAGCAAUGCCUCCUCAUCCGCCUCCACAUCCAACGGCCUGUUCGAUGGUACCGCUCAGGCGCAUUAUGCGGCCAACAAUGCCAACAGCUACGACAGCAGCUACGCGUCCUAUCAUCAUGCGGCGGCGCAACAUCAGGCGGCUGUUGCCGCCGCCAACAUGUUCCAAAGUUCCUCCGUGGCAGCGGCCGCCGUGCGGCAUAGCAUGGGAGCGGCAGCGGCAGCAGCGGCGCAUCAUCAUCAUCAUCACAGUCACAGCCACAGUCACAGUCAUCACCAUGGUGCGACCGCUGCAGUCGGUGCCAGCUCUGGCUCCGCUGCGGGACUGCAUGGCGGUGGCAGUGGCGUUGGUGCUGGUGGUGGUGUUGUUGGUGGCAUGAGCGGCAUGGGCAGUGGCAUAAGCAGCGGCGCCCACAGCAGCUCAAGUGGCGCUGGAGGCGGCGGUGGUGGUGGCAUUGGCGUUGGCGUUGGCGGUCUCGAUGUCAAGCCCGUGCGCACAAAACCCAGGACCAGUGCUGAGGGUCGAGAAUGCGUAAACUGUGGUGCCACAUCAACACCACUGUGGCGACGCGAUGGAACUGGACAUUAUUUGUGCAACGCCUGUGGCCUUUACUACAAAAUGAAUGGACAGAAUCGACCACUGAUCAAGCCAAAGCGAAGACUGACGCUACAGUCGCUGCAGAGCGCGGCCAAGCGGGCGGGCACAUCCUGCGCCAAUUGCAAGACCACAACCACAACCCUUUGGCGGCGCAACGCUAGCGGUGAGCCCGUGUGCAAUGCCUGCGGAUUAUACUACAAGCUGCAUAAUGUCAAUCGUCCACUUACCAUGAAAAAGGAGGGCAUACAAACGCGUAACCGCAAGCUCAGCUCCAAGUCGAAGAAGAAAAAGGGCUUGGGCGGCGGUUGUCUGCCAAUUGGUGGCCAUUUGGGCAUGGGCGACUUCAAGCCGCUCGAUCCGUCCAAGGGCUUUGGCGGCGGCUUCUCGGCAUCCAUGGCGCAACAUGGACACCUUUCCAGUGGUCUGCAUCCGGCACAUGCGCAUAUGCAUGGCAGCUGGUAUACUGGUGGCAUGGGCGCAUUGGGCGCCUCCGGUGGACUGCAGGGUGGCUUCUCCACUGCCGGCUCUCUGGGCGGUGGUGUUGUGCCCCACUCACAGCCCUAUCACUUGGGCCUUAGCUCAAUGGGCACUUGGCGUACGGACUACACGUGAUGGAGCGGGAACAACUUGAACAACAACUUGUUCAGCUAGAGAAGCGCCGAUUAAUAUACCAUAUAUUAUAUAUCUGACUUGAUCUGACUUGAUUUCCAAACACAAUGCCAAACUGAGGACUCCCUUCGCAGCCAUCAACCAUGGGCCACAAUCGGCAGUCAGCUAAGACGACAGCUGAGACGCUUCCAACUGAGGACAAACACAAAGACAAGGACACGGACACGGAGACAACUGAUCUGCCUUGUUGAGUGUCUUCAGGGGGCGACGGCGAUUGCGGGCGUGGUUCAAGUGCUGGCUAUUCCUAAUUGUAAACAUUGCGUGCAAUUUUUAAUUAUUUAAGUUUUCGUCGUUGGCCAGCAGCUAAAACAAAAGCCCAUUAAAAUUAAUUAAAGGGCCGCACAUAU